Messenger RNA from Odobenus rosmarus divergens (Pacific walrus), 426 nucleotides. Its product is annotated as NKG2-A/NKG2-B type II integral membrane protein-like. The annotation marks the transcript as partial. The transcript has 3 exons. NCBI's taxonomy places the organism in Eukaryota, Metazoa, Chordata, Mammalia, Carnivora, Odobenidae. The record is from RefSeq and is a predicted model, not a curated record. Gene Ontology annotation, biological process: stimulatory C-type lectin receptor signaling pathway; positive regulation of natural killer cell mediated cytotoxicity.
AUGAGUAACCAAGGAGUUACCUAUGCAGAACUCAAUCAGGUUAAGGGCUCAAAAAGACAGCAAAUGAAAGCUAAGGGCACUAAAAGUUCCAUUUCAAUAACUGAACAGGAAAUAACCUAUGCAGAAUUAAAUCUUCAAAAUGCUUCUCAGGAUCUUCAAGGGAAUGGCAAGAAUUACCCGUGGAAAGAUAUACCUUCAUGUUCAGGGAAGCUUGUUGCUGGGAUCUUGGGAAUCAUCUGCCUUGUCUUGAUGUCCACUGUUGUCACAAUAGCUGUUAUUCCCUCAUUUCAUUGUCCAAAAGAUUGGAUUACAUAUUCCAACAAUUGCUAUUACAUUAGUACUGAAAGAAAAUCAUGGAAUGAGAGCUGGUCAUCCUGUGCUUCUAAGAGCUCUAAACUGUUCCACCUGGAUGAUGAAGAGGAAAUG